Messenger RNA from Lotus japonicus, 1793 nucleotides. RefSeq lists its product as uncharacterized. The transcript has 8 exons. Lineage: Eukaryota; Viridiplantae; Streptophyta; Magnoliopsida; Fabales; Fabaceae. The coding region runs from base 161 to 1516 and encodes 451 amino acids. The record is from RefSeq and is a predicted model, not a curated record.
GUCAUUUUCUCUCAUUUUCUUUCUUUCUCUCUCCAGAAAGAAAACUUGCCGAGAAAGUUUCACUCUCACUGAGUGUGAAUCGUCUUCAUCACUCUUCACUACUCAGCUCACUGUGUUCAAUUUCAUCGUCUUCUCUUCCUUCCUCGCACUCACACUCACAAUGCAGCAGCAACCGGGCCAGGUUGAACCUUGCAAUAUAUGUGGCGACAUUGGUUAUGCUGAAGUAAUUGUUGUUUGUUCCAAAUGCAAUGUAACUCGUGAACAUGGUUAUUGUAUGCGGAUUUGUCUCACCGAUAUUCCUGACGACUGGUGUUGUGAAACUUGCCAAGCCAAAAAUGGUACAACUUCACCAUGUAAAGUUGACCAGAAUUUCAGCCCUCAGGCCCCUAAAAGGCAACGAGAUGUUAAAGCAGGAAAAGUGAAGUUCCUUCCUGAGGAUGAAGUAAUUAAACUUAGCUCCGGUAAUUUUCCAGCAAAACCUAUUCGAGGAAGUUCUAGUUUUAAUAUAGCCAGGAAGGCCCCUGUUGCAUCUAAAACUGUCGUUUCAAAGAUUCCCUCUCGCACAUCACCAUCACCAAUGGUACUUGGUAAGCUUCCAAUAAGUGGAGCACAGAGAAAUCAAAUGACUGAUAAGCAUGCUUCUCAGUCAUUAUCAAAAGGACCAACAAAAGAGCGUAAACAUUUAUCUAAGCUACAAGUGGGAUUCAUACCUGAUAGAAAAGUUAAGACUCUUGAUCUUCAAAUACAAAAGCCUACAAAAGAGGCACCAUGUGAAGAUUUAUCGGCAAGAAAAUCACUACCUAUCGGUUGUUCAGGUGAUAUCUUUGGUGCUGUUGCUGAAUAUGACAGAUCAAAUAUUGGAAAAAGUGAUAUUCUGAGUAUUCAGGAAAACUUCAACCUUCAUUAUAAAAGUCUUCCCUCUUUAAGUCCUACUUGGAGGGGUCAAUUCAAAAUUCUUCAGGCAGCUGCAUCGGGUGAAUUUUAUGACGUGUUUGAGGCCUACCCUCCAUGCUACGUCAGCAGGAAUGCAUACAAACUAUCAAAUGGAAUGCCCUCAGUCCUUCAACUGGAACCACUUCCUGCGUUGAAUAUCUUGGCUGAUGUAUUCCAGAAUGAUUCUCCCUGUCUCGAAGAUAUUGCAGUGUAUUUCUUUCCAACAGAUUCUGCGAGGUCAAUAGAGAACUUACAUAGUGUCUUUGAGUUUAUGAAUGCUGAACAAUCAUUGUUGAGAACUUCUAUAGAUGGAGUGGAGCUCUUGGUUUUUACCUCAAGUCAGCUUGAUAAGGACUCAAAGGUAACUGAAGGAUAUUUCCUAUGGGGAGUCUUUCGCCAUAAAAAAAUCAAUGAAGCUGAUGAAAGAUUAUUACUUAAGAUGGAGCCUGAUGAUAUGGAUAUGGAUAUCGAUAUGAUUGGAGGAAAGGAGCUAGUUGGAAUGAUUGAUUGGGUUCGAGAGAAACCAAGGAGUACCAUGGACAAACUGGAUGUUCCGCCAGGCUUUGAAAGAAAAUUUAUGUAAGAAGUUUUCAUUGUAAAACUUCAGUCAGUGAAGUAAAUAGCGAAAGAUAGUGUCUAACAGCUCAAUUUUUUGGAGACUCCCUUGACGUAGAAGUGUACAAACUUGGAAAUAUGGGCUUAACAAAUUGAAUUAGAAUAUGUUUGAUUGGUAUUGGUAUGUACUAAAAUGGUCAGAAAUUAUAGGUAUCUUAUGUACAGCUGAUGAACACUUAAUUAUGACUAGGAUGUAGAAUUCCCUUUGGAUAUAUCAGAAAAAGAAUUGAAUAUGUUCAUGCUUA